Molecule: messenger RNA, 4384 nt
Organism: Cinclus cinclus
Lineage: Eukaryota; Metazoa; Chordata; Aves; Passeriformes; Cinclidae
Gene: CARD19
Product: caspase recruitment domain family member 19
Exons: 7
Coding region: 1348-1905 (185 amino acids)
Biological process (GO): regulation of apoptotic process
Cellular component (GO): mitochondrion
Source: RefSeq, a predicted model, not a curated record
UUCCAAUCUUCUCUGAACCAGUGGGUUUUGUAAGAAUUUCAGAAAGAAAAGUCCCCCUUAUUUUUACAAAGUAGCACGAUAGAACGAAAAAAAAAAAAGUGUUUUAAUUAAAUGCCCCAUUGUUUUGUAUCAGGAAGGUCUUCAGUUCAUCUGCUCUGUGUUUAGAGACCAUGUGAGACUGGGUGCAGCAAAGCCCAUCUGCAGGUCUGCCAGCCUGUGGGAGAGGAGAUGGCACAUGGGGGGAUGUGGUGUCAUACAAUGGCACACCUUGGGUUCCUACCAGUGACCUCCUGUAGCUUCUACAGGUGUCCCAGUGCCAGAGCUGCUGGUGUGCAGGUGGGGACAGCAUUCCUGGAGCAGCCAGAUUGGGAUCACUGCAACAUUGUCCCUUGUGAGAGCUCUCCAAAUGAAGGGCUGAGGUAGCCUUUGAAAGCCUGACUUCUUUGCCUAUUGUCUGAUUAUUGUUAAUCUGUUCAUCCUGUGAAACAGGAAACAAGGUGGGUUUUUUUUUCUUGUUUUGUCCCUUUUGAGGGUAUUGAAGGCCUGGCCCUUAGAAAAUGGGAAAGGAAUAAAUCUAACUUUAAUAAGGGGAGAGAAGAGAACCUCCAAAGUACCAGAAAGGAAGGGUUUCUCUGAUGCCCAGAAGUGUUGAACAAAUGGUUAAACAAUUCCUUCACGAAGAAGAUACAUCUCAACCAAGGAUUAAAAAGAAUUAUAGGCAUGGGAGGGAGGUGUUCUGUCCUACUGGCAAUAUUAUGCUUAAGGUACACGUGUGAAGGGUGACCAAGAUAUCCUUGAUCUUGCCUCUGCAGGUCCUUUGAAUUUCCUUCCUCUUCCUAUCUCUAAGGUUAUCUUCACUGAAUUCCAUUAUUUAGUUCCCUGGUGUUUUAUUUUGUGGCUUUGAAAUGCAAUAAUAUGACUGCAAGUGAAAUAAACUCCCUGUUAGGAUGUUUGGCUCAGCACUUUGUGUGAGAAGACAGCCUGGCUCCUGUUCUGCAUGAAGUGAAGCUGAGUCCUGUUGGAUGGGAUGAAGUGCACCCUUGAGCUGCCAGGGAUGCUGUUUCACUGUCCCUGUGCCAAAGCACUACAUGACUCAUUUAUCUGGGCAGCUAACACAAGAGGCAGCAAAGUUACACCAAGCAGAUUGCUGCCGACUCCCGGUCGCAGAGGAGCAGCCGCCCAUCGCUCCCGGCUGUCACAGCCGGAGGCGCUCCCUCCCGGUUUUACUUUCGCUUCUCCAAGUUGCCCGUGACCUCUGCUUAUCGCGGCAAGGAGGAUUGCCCUGCGGGCGCCCCGCGUGGGCCGUGUGCCGGGCACGGCACGUACCCACCCUGAAACCGAUGGACGAUGCUCUACAGAAGCUAUCAGUCAUAUUGUCACCGGCUGCAGCAUGACAUGUAUUUCCUUACAAGCACUAGCCGACUGAAUGAGCAGGUGGUUGAUAAAAUUGUUCUUCAGCUUAACAGAGUUUAUCCCCAAAUUCUUACCAAUGAAGAAGCAGAAAAGUUCAGGAACCCAAAGGCUUCACUCCAUACCAGACUCUCAGAUCUGUUAAAACACCUCCAAAAGAAAGGAGACAGACACUGUCAAGAGUUUUACAGAGCUUUGCAGAUCAAUUCUGAACAGCUGUUUAAUGACCUGCCAAGCAGAAAAAUCUUGAAAACCCCAGAUCCCACAGAGAUAGACACUGACAAGGAGCAAUAUAUGCUAAAUGACAGGGGCCCGGUGUUUUUCCUGGCAUGCUUCAGUGUGGCUGCAGGACUGGCCCUGUUCUGGUACUGCUAUAACUCAGAAACACAAGUCAUAGGAAGAACCAGGAGAAUCUUGGGCUUUUCUCCUAUUAUCAUAGGAAGACAUGUUAGAAAUAUUUGUAUGUUGUAUUUGGAAGACAUAUCAAGAAAUUAAGGAAAAGCUGUCUGUACAGUACACCAGCCAAAGGAAGACAAUGGUGCAUAAAAAUGUCCCACAGUCAUACCAAAGAUUUUACUAACUAGCUUCAUCAAUAAUUGCCUUGCCUCCAGAUGUGUUCAGAAUUUCAGCUAUAAAUGUCCUUAUUUAUUUGAAUGGACUGUUUAUUUUUGUAAAUGCUUAAAGUAUUUAUCGUUUGUAUAAAAAAUAUUUUUAUUACAAGCUUUAAAUUGAUCUCUUAAGUGAGCAUGGGUCUGAAGCCAUGUUUGCAUAUGCAUUUUAUAUACUGGAAUGAAGGAUCACAACUGUUUGAAGAACUCUGGCCUGUCUUUUGUGGGAAUUAAUUUAGGAACAGAACUUAAACACAUGCACUCAAAGCCUUACUGAGAAAUGGAUCUCUGUCUCAGAACUGUCUGUUUUGUCUAGAUCCUUUAUAAUCACUGCCUGAGCUCAGGUGGGCACUGGCACCUGUGAAAAGUUUAUGGGGGCCAGUUCUCUUUAUGUGUGCCUUGUAUUCACUGUGUCUUCUGGUUCUCUCCUGGUGCCUCAUCCCAGCCUGCCUUGUUCCCAGUCACACUCAGCUGCUGGCCCUGGUUUACAUGCCCUGGAGCAGGUGCAGGCUGGUUCCCAGCCCAUGGGGUGUUCCAGGGAGUGGAAUGUUUGACCUGAAGCACUUCAGACUACCAAGAAAAUGUUUCAGAUUAAUUUAGCUUUCCCUUUUCCAGUGAAGUGAAGGGAGGCUCUGCAGAGAGACCUGGACAAAGUGGAGGGCUGGACCAACAACCACCCAGUGAAGUUCAACAAGGGAAAGUGCCAGAUUGUGCACCUGGGAUGGGGCAACCAUGCAUGUACGGGCAGGCUGGGGAACGAGAUGCUGGAGAGCAGGACUGUGCAAGGGGACCUGGGAAUCAUUCUGGGUGGAAAGUUGGAUAUAGUCAGCACUGCCCUGGCAGCCAGGGAGCACAUCCCUGUGCUGAGGGGCCCCAGGCCCAGCAUGGCCAGUCAGGCCAGGGAGGGAUUGUCACACUCUGCUCUGCUCUGCUCUGCUCUGGGCUGGCCUCACCUCGAGUGCUGGGGGGCAGUUUGGGAACUACAAUAUAAGGAAGAUACUAAACUACUAGAGAGCUUCUAAAGGAGACUUCCAAGGGACACUUCCAGGGAUGGGGCAGCAACAGCUUCUCUGGGCAGCCUGUGCCAAGGCUGGGGGAAGAAGAUUCUUCCCUGUGAGAAGAAGGAAUUCUUACAGGAAAGAAUUCUUUCCCAGUAUGGUACAGGAGAGUUUACUAUGGCUAGGACUAUAUUUCCUCCCUUCCUGAGGUUGCUUGAGAUGAGGAUGUCUCUCAGGGAAAAAAAAUCCAGAAUGAGCUAUGCCAAGGGUUAAAGCUGGAAGGAGAAAGAAAGAGUGAGUAUUGGUUCAUCCUAGUGUUCAAGGACCUAACAGCAAAGAAUAGAAAACAAUCUGUUCCUUCAUUAGUGCCAGUUAUUAAUUUGAACAGUGAGCUUCUGUCUGCCUAUAAAAUUAGCAUGUGCAUAGGCUGGGAGACAUUAUUUUUCUUGGAAUAUUUUUCUUUCAGGAGCUUGCUUCUCUGCAAGCACAUCUAUACAGCACAUAUGGACAAUGAUAGUUCCAUUUUCAGCUCCUGGAGGAAGCACAUGUGCACCUGCAUGGGAGUCAGGUCCUUCUGGGCAAUCAGUGUUACAGAUUUGGGAAUAAAUCGAGCAGGGUCUUGGAUGAAGCUGUUUAGCUGCAGAAUUCUGGUUUCUCUGGCAAGUCAAGAAUAGUUUGGCCUUUGCUGCUGAAGCUGUACUGGUUUAUUAAUUUAUAAACGUGCUUCACUCUUUGUGCAGGGAAGUUUUCCUGGCUGGAUUGUAGGUGGUUCCAUGCUGCAGGCAGGAACUGUGCAGGAGCUAAGAAGGUACUGGCCUGGCCCAUGGAAAUGGUUAAGGCCGAGUGAUGGGACCAUCUGUGUGCAGAGAGCCAGGAAGCAAAGUGAUAGGUCCCACAAAGAAUUUGCACAAUUCCAUUUAAAGCCAGACUGCUAUUUAAAGGAGUUGGUGAUGUGCCUGAGGAGCUGGAGUGGGGAUGAAGUGAUGAUUCAUUCUGGGAUGCACUGGGCUGCUUUACAGCUGCUGGAUGGAGUUUGCACUUAAAAGUGCCUUUGCCAAGGCAAAAUUAUUCCUUCUGUUUCUUUCAUUUGUCGUUAUUUUUCUCAUACUGUAAUAAAUUGAAAACAUAUUUGGUCAAAAUGUGCCGUCAUGGAUGCUUUUCCCUGCCAUUUUGUGUGCACAGAUGCUACUCCAUUUUAUGCCAUGCCUUGACUGUGCUGCCAAAAAUCACUGCUGCACUUCACAGGGCCUGUGUCCUGUAGUAAUUUCUCUGAACGUACAUCUUCUUGAAUCCUGUAGAAAUUAAUGUAUUUCUUUUUUAAAAGAGGUGAAACUGGCAAUUAAAUGGAAAUAAAAUAUGAGAGAAGAA